Molecule: messenger RNA, 3471 nt
Organism: Pieris macdunnoughi
Lineage: Eukaryota; Metazoa; Arthropoda; Insecta; Lepidoptera; Pieridae
Source: the annotation of a GenBank genome assembly
AUGUCUGGUCUUUCGUCUCGACUCGAGGGACAAAGGCAUAGUCGCGAAAAACGGCGUUCUAGUUGUCGCGAAGCACGUCGCGAUAGCGUAGAUUCCCGUUAUACGCCGCCUGGUAGAAGUCUCUAUAGUAGUUCAUCAAACCGCCGGAAUCGGUCUUCCAGGCGUCGUGAUGUAUCGCACGACCCUCAUAGCUCUCGUAAACGCCGCGAUAGUUCACGCUAUGUAGCUUUUGAUAGGAUUCAUAGUAGAUUAGAAGUGAUCGAAGCUAGACUACCUGUAUCCGUAGAUAGCGUGAGUCCUUCGCGUCCUGUGAACGGGAGUCAUUUAGUUUCUACUCCAUUGGCUGUACAGAGUUCUGCUAGUAAGCCAGGCUCAGGCAUGGCUGAAGAGGUUAUUGAGGGUAGUAUUCCACACACACUGGAUAUGAAAACCAGUGAAGCAAAGGAGGAGGGGAGCAGUAUUGUUGAAGCAUUGACUGCAUUGUUCAAAGCAAAGUCUCACAACUUUUAUAUAUCGCCUUUUGAUCCAAAUGUACACGACUUUGAUGUUUGGUGCAACGAGGUUGACCGUGCCCGGCUUCUAAAUAAUUGGGAUGAUCACGAAUGUUUAGGACGGAUAGGUAGUUGUUUGAAAGGAGAUGCGAAGUUGUGGUUAAACGAUUGGGUGACAAAUGAUCGAUCGUGGAGUAAUUUUAAACUAGAAUUUAGAUCGUUAUGUCCACGUAACGUUGACAUGGCUUCUGUAUUAUUUGAGGUAAUGAGUACAAACUCUAAUAAGUUUUCUACUUAUGCGGAAUACGCGCGUAAAUCUUUGCUACGUCUGAAUAUCGUUAAAGGUUUAUCCGAUGAGCUGAAAACCGCUAUUGUUGUUCGAGGCAUUAGCGAUCCCCAAAUAAAAGCCGCGGCCACAAAUGCUAAAUUACACUCAAAAGGUUUGAUUGAAUUUUUAUCUGUUUAUAUAAAACCUAAAUACGAUUACCGCCAAUCUAACAAUACCGUUCGUUCUUUUAGUAGUUCAGGUCCGUCUUACACGCGAAAACGCGAGGCGUCUAGGUUUGAUAAUAACAAAAUUACUUGCCACACCUGUGGAAAAUUAGGUCAUAAGAAAUGGCAUUGUCCUAAAAAACUUAGAGCUGAUCCUACGACUUCUACUCAGAGUGACAGUUUCACAAAACCAUCUCCUAUUGCAUUAAGCGACAAUCAGAAUAGGUCAGUUAAAUAUUGCACAUUUUGUAAGCGUAAUGGACAUUUGAUAGAUUCAUGUUUUCAAAAACAGCGUUCUAACAGUGGUGAUAAAAAAAUCAAUGAAUGCAUAAAUGCACCCAUUUUGAUUGGUACCGACGUACUGAACCGAAAGGGUUUGAUAUACAUUCGAAGUAAUGGAGAACAGCGGCUUGUGAGGUCUGGUAUUGGACCGAUUGUGCAGCAUGUGGUCGUGGUGGACGAUGGGAGUGUCAGCACCCCAUUAAUUGGUGCAGAUAGGGAUAGAUUACUAACGAUAAUUCACGAAUUUUCGGAUUUAUUUAUCUCUGGCACUGCGGCCUCCACCGUGAACACAGGCAGCAUGGAAAUUCGAUUAACUUCGAAUACCCCGAUAAGUCAUCGUCCUUACAAACCUUCGAUAGAUGAAAAGAAUAGAGUUCGUGACAUUGUCAGCGAUUUGCUCAGUAAGGGUAUAAUUCGGGAGUCUCAGUCUGACUAUGCUAGUCCUAUUAUUUUGGUCAAAAAGAAAGACGGCAGUGAUAGAAUGUGCGUCGAUUAUCGGGCGCUCAAUUCUAUCACUGUCAAGGAGAAAUUUCCCUUGCCGCUAAUCGAUGACCAUGUUGACAAGCUUGGCAGCUAUAAAAUCUUCACCAGUCUUGAUAUGGCUACUGGAUUUCACCAGGUGCCAAUGAGGGACGAUGACUCAAUCAGCAAGACUGCCUUCGUGACACCUGAAGGACAUUAUGAAUAUUUGAAAAUGCCCUACGGGUUGGCCAAUGCACCAAUUGUUUAUCAGAGAAUCAUUUCCAAAACUUUAAAAACAUUAAUAGAUGCUGGCAAAGCCCUUACGUAUAUAGACGACGUUUUAUUACUGUCAAAUUCAGUAGAGGAAGGCCUGGACACGUUGAAAGAAGUUUUACAUACAUUAAAAACAGCGGGAUUUUCUAUUAAUUUAAAAAAAUGUACCUUUUUAGACUCAGAAAUUGAAUACUUGGGGCGAUUGAUCGGUCAUGGUCAGGUUAGGCCGAGUCUGGGGAAGGUCGAUGCACUUAUUAGAUCUCCAAAACCCACAAAUGUCAAGGAAGUUCGCCAGUUUCUAGGUUUAGCGGGAUAUUUCCGUCGCUACAUAUCGGGUUAUGCUUCUAAGACGGCAUGUAUAGCAAAGUUGUUAAGAAAAGGGUUACCAUUUUUGUGGGGUGCUGAGCAGGAUACUGCUCGCGAUUAUAUAAUUCACUGUUUGACAAAUGAACCGGUUUUAGCGAUAUUCAAUCCCCGGCUGCCUACGGAACUUCACACCGAUGCAAGUGCUAUUGGUCUUGGUGCUAUUUUGUUACAGGAACAUGCCGGUAGGAGAAAGAGGGUUGUCGGUUAUUUUAGUAAGUCCACCCAGGGCGCAGAGUCACGGUACCACAGCUAUGAGCUGGAGACCUUAGCUGUCGUACGUGCGCUCCAGCAUUUCCGCCACUAUUUGAUUGGUAUAGCCUUUAAAAUAGUGACUGAUUGCAAUUCAUUAAAAUUGACGGAGCGUAAAAAAGAUCUGUUGCCUCGAGUUGCGCGCUGGUGGGUAUAUUUACAAGAUUUUAAUUUUACUUUAGAUUAUCGUAAAGGUGUUUUAAUGCAACAUGCAGAUUUUCUGAGCCGUAAUCCUCCUCUUUCCACUGCCAAUGUGUCUCAUAUUCGGAAUCCAAGCAGCUGGGCGAAGAUCGCUCAAACCGCUGAUGUGGAGACACAAGAGUUAAUUUCUAGAUUAAAAGACGGGCAGCUUGACGAUACUAGGUAUGUGAUAAAAAAUGAUUUGUUGUACUACAAAUUUACACCAACUGGGGAAGACCCGCGACUCUUGUGUUACAUCCCUAAGGGUCACAGACUCAGCUUGUUGAGGGUGUUCCACGAUGAACAUGAUCAUAUUGGGACGGACAGAACAACUGACUUAAUAUUAAGACACUUUUGGUUUCCUAGUUUGCGACAGUUUGUAAAAAAGUACAUAAGUUAUUGUCUAGUAUGUUUAGCACAUAAAAAAGUUCCCAGGGCUCCGUCACAACCGAUUCAAUCCUGGACAAAGCCAGAUAUCCCUUUUUCUAUUAUACACACCGAUGUCCUAGGGCCGCUCCAAGAGUCAAACGGUUUCAAAUACGUUUUGAUUAUAGUGGAUGCAUUUUCCAAGUAUUGUUUGCUCUACUCUCUGUACAGACAAAACACUGACGAGCUAAAACGAGUUUUUUUCAAAUGCGGUGUCAUUAUUUGGUACGCCGUCUACAAUAGUAUGUGA